AUGAUAGAAUGAUAGCGUGGCGUGAUGGCCGAUAACGAUGUGCCACUUUCGCCCGUCAAAGGUGUUUCGAAAAUGGAUUCUCAUCGAUCAAGCAUAUAUACGCGUAGAUUCAUAUCGCUUGGAAAAACAAUUCCUGGACGGUUGAGCGAACGGCGAUGCAAUCGUAGGUCGGCAAAUUCACCAGCCAACAGCAGGUGCAACUUUCUUCCGACUGCCGGACGUAAGGGAGAAACGAAGGAACUAAACGGUAUUCAUAACUUUACGAUACUUUACUCCACCGUCACAAUAUUUAUCAACGCAUCCUCUCAAGCAUCAUCGUGA
Messenger RNA from Atta colombica, 321 nucleotides. RefSeq lists its product as uncharacterized. The record is from RefSeq and is a predicted model, not a curated record. The transcript has 2 exons. Lineage: Eukaryota; Metazoa; Arthropoda; Insecta; Hymenoptera; Formicidae.